CCUGUCUCCCGUAUUCCUUUCUUGCAGAAGAAUCAAGCCUGCAAGGCAUUCCACAUUUUUAUCUAAUCAGUGAAUACAAUUUGGAAUUCAGGAUCCCCCAUUGUAACACCAGUGUUUGCAGACAUGGUUUCUUCUCAAAGUGAAAGUGGUUUAUUGAGCUCUGAAGGAGAUUCUCAGAGAACACAGUACCCAUAUGUUACAGGCACGUCUGUAAUUGGGAUAAAAUACAAAGAUGGUAUCCUCAUGGCUGCCGACAUGGGAGGGUCCUACGGAUCCACUAUACGCUAUAAGAGUGUGGAGCGAUUGAAACAAGUGGGCAAACAUUCUCUCCUUGGUGCAAGUGGAGAAAUCAGUGAUUUCCAAGAGAUUCUACGUUACCUUGAUGAACUUAUCUUGCAUGACAAUAUGUGGGAUGAUGGGAAUUCACUUGGUCCGAAAGAGGUGCACAAUUAUCUAACCCGAAUUAUGUACAACCGUCGGAACAAGUUCGACCCAUUAUGGAAUUCGCUUGUUCUUGGUGGUGUAAAAAAUGGGCAGAAGUAUCUAGGAUCUGUUAGCAUGAUUGGCGUACACUUCGAGGACAGUCAUGUUGCCACUGGGUUUGGUAACCAUCUUGCCCGCCCAAUUCUUCGUGAAGAAUGGAGGGAGGACUUGAGUUUUGAAGAGGGUGUCAAGUUAUUGGAGAAAUGCAUGCGUAACCUUCUAUACCGUGAUAGGUCGGCCGUCAACAAGCUUCAGAUAGCGAAGAUCACAGAGGACGGGUUAACAAUCUCUCAGCCAUACUCUUUGAAGACUUUCUGGAAUUUUGGUGCUUUUCAGAACCCGACAGUUGGUGCUGAGGGAUCAUGGUAGGAGGAGAAACACGAUCGGUUUCACAUGUUACUGCGAAUCUGGAUCGUUUUUCUUUGAUGUUCUUGUUUGCUUACUAUCGUUUUCGCAUGGUAUGGUAUUCUUUCAGAGAUCUAUUGUUAGUUCAUGUACAAUUCCACCUCCAUUAUUAGUUCCUUUAAAUCCUUCUGCCCACUU
Cynara cardunculus var. scolymus (artichoke) is the source of this 1026-nucleotide messenger RNA. RefSeq names its product proteasome subunit beta type-4-like. Bases 124 to 852 code for a protein of 242 amino acids. Gene Ontology annotation, cellular component: nucleus; proteasome core complex; proteasome core complex, beta-subunit complex. The record is from RefSeq and is a predicted model, not a curated record. The transcript is spliced from 7 exons. NCBI's taxonomy places the organism in Eukaryota, Viridiplantae, Streptophyta, Magnoliopsida, Asterales, Asteraceae.